Nerophis lumbriciformis (worm pipefish) is the source of this 5195-nucleotide messenger RNA. It is a transcript of the gene cbx2, whose product is annotated as chromobox homolog 2 (Drosophila Pc class). NCBI's taxonomy places the organism in Eukaryota, Metazoa, Chordata, Actinopteri, Syngnathiformes, Syngnathidae. Gene Ontology annotation, biological process: negative regulation of transcription by RNA polymerase II. The record is from RefSeq and is a predicted model, not a curated record. Gene Ontology annotation, cellular component: PRC1 complex; heterochromatin.
UGUUGUUGCAGCUUGGUGGCUGCUGGCGGGGCCGAGCGCUGUUAUUGUUGUCUUAGCGGCCAUGGAGGAGCUGAGCGCGGUGGGCGAGCAGGUCUUUGACGCCGAAUGCAUCCUCAACAAGCGGCUCAGGAAGGGGAAGUUGGAGUUUCUGGUCAAGUGGCGAGGAUGGUCGUCCAAACACAACAGCUGGGAGCCGCAGGAAAACAUCCUGGAUCCCAGACUACUGGCGGCCUUCAACAAGAAAGAACAAGAGAAGGAGCUUCUGAUACGUAAGCGAGGGAAAAGGCCGAGAGGACGACCGCGGAAAGUUCCGGAGAAUGUUUCUGAAGCGGUCAAGUCCAACAGCUCCUCAUCAGGCUCAUCGUCCUCAUCCUCAGAUUCCUCUUCUUCUGGAUCUUCCUCUACGUCCUCUUCCUCUGAGGACGACGAUGAUGACGGAGAUGAGGACAGCCACAGCAAGCAGGCGAACGCAGUUCUGAACACACGAGACCUCCACCCCGUCCCUCAGAAGAAAGCGCAGAUUGUUGUCGCCAAACAGGAGCCCCCCAAGAAACGAGGUCGUAAAACGGUCCCCGCAGAAGUGAAGGAAUACCGUCAAGGAAAAGUCGCUCAGAAGGCGUCCAGAGUUGAUCUUCCAGGAUCUAUCAAGAAGCCUGUUCACCUGGCCAGCUUCACCUUCAUGGGCUUCAACAGGGGAUCGUCCAGGGAGGAUGUGGUUGGUCAAAAUCGAGGCUCUCCAGGCCAGGGGGAGGCUUCUAGAAACCCGAUGAGCCCUGUGGCAUCCAGCAGAUCCGUCCCACAUUCCCUAAUCUCUCUGAAUAAAUCCAGCCCCAGUGAGGGGAAACUGUCCGUCUCCAGUCUGGACUUGUUCAAAUCAAGAGGAGUAGCAGCUUUGAACUUAAACACAUCCAGACAGCAUGUUCUAAGAUCUCCUCAGCACACGCUGAACUCCACCAGCAGGCAAAAGGCUCAUGUGUUGCAGAGAAUAUCCAAUGCUAAAGCUAUGGCCGCCCAGCAGUCAAAUAACACAUUAAACAAUCAAAGUAUUCAUCCUGUAAACCUCCACAACAAAGUCAUGAAGACCAAUCAAUCACCUGGAAAUGGUUCUGGCCCUGGUUCAGGUCUGAGAAAUGCAGCAAGUCCGGCACACAAGGUUUCUCUCAACCAAAACCAAGAAUAUAAGACCCCUCAGAGUCCAGCUACCCCGGGAGGACCCCGGAAGAACCAGUCAGCUGUUGAAAAGGUCAAAGAAGCUGAGGUUCAAACCACUCGAGGCAAACUGGAGAAAGGCGGAGUCCAAAGGUCUGAGACCUCCAAAGACAGCAAGAAAGCCAAGACAAGCGAGAUGAGCACAGGAGAGGACGAGAGCAGCUCAGACUCUGAUCAGGACUCUUCAGACGCUGGUCAAGAUGACUUAGCGGCAGUCCAGAACCAAGACUGGAAGCCCACCCGCAGUCUGAUAGAACAUGUUUUUGUCACGGACGUCACCGCUAAUCUGGUCACCGUCACAGUGAAGGAGUCUCCAACUAGUGUGGGCUUCUUCAGCAUCCGAAACUACUGACAGAACUUGACCAUCACGUCGGGAACGUUGAUUUUUGUAGUAAUUUAUUGACUUACGUUAUACAAACACAGUUGGAUAAAAAGGGUUGACACCAUGCCGGAACACUUCAAGACCAAGAAACUGAUUUUGGUCUCCUGAAGAGCUGAAACUUGAUCUCCUUGAAUAGAAAUUGUUGAAAGAACGAGAAGGUUUUUCCUUGGAUUUUUUUUGCAACUUCCUAGGUUUCAUAUGAAAUGGAUUCUGGAAAACAUCUCAGCAGCUUAAAAGUUGACACAGGAGACCGCAUGAUUGGGUUUUUCUAUUUAGUUGAUCAAUCAAUGGUUCAUGUAAAUCACCUUGCAACUAAGACGUUUAUAGUGUAUUUUUGUAUUAGCUACCUCUGUUUUCUACAAGUCCUGCUCCAAGGUGUAGGACCCUUGUCUUACUGCUGACACCCCAAAACACCAUUUGUCCUAACAGGCUGAACAAAGCAUGCUGAGACAGAUACAGAGUCUCUCUGUCUUGAUAAGACUCCUCCACUAUCAGACUCCCACAUACAAGUGUUCCUAUGUUCCCACAGCAGGACGAACACCUGACCAGGUUCUGUUGGCCAGGUCCCGUGGGAGCAACUGGGUGUGGACUGUGAGACAAUUAAAGCGCCAGAUGUCUCUGAGCCACUUUUGUUGUUUUGUCAGCUGCUGACGUCUCUUUGAGAUCUUCUCCCGCACCACUUCCAACUGACCACGUAACACAAAAGACGUCGCAACAAUGUGCGCCACUUUCCGCUCUCCUGAGAGCUUCCAGCAACAAAGCUCUUCCUCUGAACUCUGCAGACUAAUCCGGCGCCUUAGCACUGUGCCUUUCUCUCAGACCAACACAUAUACAGACAAGUCCAGGUUGUCCAGGAUUAUGGAAGCCCUUGGGAGGAGCUCGGAGACGCUUGUUGGAUUUAUGAAGGACUGUACUAACACUGCAAGACUUACUCAAACUGGAAGUAAAAGUUGUUUUUUGUUGGGCUUUCAAAACGUCAUUUAAUGUUUUGUGUAGGGGUGUCCCGAUCUAAUAUCGAUACCGGAUAGGAUAUAGAUAUUUCAAAUAGAUGUUGAGUUAAAUAGCUGCAAAAAAUGUAUGGGAUGAUAGAGGUUUGUGUGUAAAAUGUGUGAUAUCAUUUGCGAUACAAGCAGUUCUACAGAAUGUUUACUUGUGUGUGAUAUCAUGUGCGAUACAAGCAGGUCUACAGCAUGUUUACUUGUGCAAAGCUGGACGGCCAGUUAACAUCUAAAUGUUACACAAUUUAUUCUAUCUUACUAAAGUAAUUGACAAAAAGGUAAACAUGCUAGGCUAUAGGCUAGUAGGAGCUUGCAACUACACAACAGCUAAGCACACAAGCGAGACAUGCAUAAUAAUCAUUGAACAAUAUUGCAGUGUAAAACAGCGCAUUUGUCAACAUAAACAAGUUACAAAUAAUUAUAGUUGCAUGUUAAUUACACAUACAAAGUCUCCAAGGCAGUAGAGUAUUAGAAAGUAUCCAGUAACAAACGUGUCAGCAUCAUUCAACAUAUGGUGCAUUCCCCCGACCUCGGCGGUUGAAGGUCGGAACUGGGAAUGAUGUCACAGCAGAGUUGUGAGCGUUCCAGUUACAAGGUUGUGAAUCAAGAUGGCCACAUUCAUUAAAUAUAAACAACUUAUUGGCAAAUAUGCACUCUUAUUACAAAGUUCAAACAUGGUGGAUGAAGAGCAAACAAUGCUAGCUAUAGUAAAUACCACAUGAAAUAAAUGUAGUUUGCACUACAGUAACAUUACAACAUGUAAAGAUCCAACUAAGUAUGGGCGGUAUACCGGUAUUAUAGUUUAUUCCAGUAUAUUUUUAGAAAGAGAUAUAUAUUUGAGAAAAUACCACCAUACCGGUAUCUUUACAUGUGCCUUCUGUGGUCGAUGCAGUGCGCCGCCACUCCUCUUUAUUAACCAUAAUUAACACAAGCCGGUGUAAAGAUUCGACAGAACAGAACCGCCAUCAGAGCUGACAAACCUCCGCUGCUAACUGCUAAAGCUAACAAAAACAGUUCAGCCGAAACCCUGCUGAAGUCACGCGUCGCUUGGCAACAGACCCCACCUUUUAAAGGCACACACACACAUCAACUGUCAACUGCGUAUGACAUCUAUUUAAAGGUGUUUUUUACGCAACGCAUUAAUUACUUUUCCCAGUAAUUAAUUACAUUUAUCAAAGAGUAAUUCUAAUAGUAAAUAAAUUAAUUUGUUGGUUAAACAACAAGUAACUAAUUUUUUUAAAGUAAUUUUUAGAACACUGGUAAUGUGGUGUUGAGUUUAAACUCAACACUUUGCAAGUUUUGUUUAAAACACCGAAAUAUAUCGUAUAUCGGGAUACUGCCUAAAAAUACCGGGAUAUCAGUUGUGGUCCUUAUCGCCCCGUAUAUGACUGACUUAGUGCGACAAAAACUAAUCACAAUGGCUAAAAACUGAUGUUACAGAGGGGAUAUUAUUGUUCACAUCCAGAGCAGCCAUCUUUUAAGCUAGUACAAAUGGAAUGCAGCAUUACCGCAUCAUGGGCUCAUUUCAUUAAAUUAACGUGGCCACUAGGUUUCGCCAAAUUAAUGACCACUCCACUUCAACUUAAAGACAGCAUUCAUUCAUUUGUUUUCAUUUGUUUAUUUAUUUCAGGCAAUGACAUAAAAAAAAAAGUACAAAGUUGACAACACAUAAAACCGUAUUUUUCGGACUAUAAGUCGCAGUUUUUUUUCAUAGUUUGGCCGGGCUCCAGUGCGAUUUAUAUAUGUUUUUUUCCUUCUUUAUUAUGCAUUUUCGGCAGGUGCGACUUAUACUAUGCUGCGACUUAUACUCCGAAAAAUACGGUAAUGUAAAUUAAACUUAAAGACAGCAUAAGUCCAUUCCAGACAUUUUUCAUACCUACCAUUGUUCUGAGUAAUUCCACUUAAUCAAGCAUUUUUAACUUUCCACACGACAAAAUAAUAAACGUAUUUACUGGUGCUGACAUAUCAGAUCAAUAUCGGUGUUCUCAUAUAUCGGUAGUGAAGAAGAUGUAUCGGGACACUCCUAGUUCUGUGGACUAAUCAAUGUCAUCAAGUGUGGGACCAACAUUCUUAUUUUGCUGAAAAGAUGCUAGAAUAAACGUGUUAUUUUGGUUUUGUACAAUGAAACAUCUCUACAGAGUUAUUAUUAUAAAAUGACUAUUUACUUUGCUUUGUCAGACGCAGUAAAGGCUCCACUAUCAACUGAGGAACAUGUGCCGCAGUGCUCACAUGGUCUUUGGUACAAUAAUCACAAAAGGUGAAGAACAUGAGACGCAGAACAAGAAUGCGAUCGCUCCACACAGGUGCUGAUGAUAAGUGACACAAGCCAUCAUAAGAAAUGACUACAAAGACUUGAAAUAAUAAAUCCAACCCACAGCGAGUGAGUACGACCUUGAUCAUGUGUACACCUUUCAUAAAUAUCACUUAUAUUUGACAUAUAUUAUUUCACAUCCUUGUUAAACCUGUUGGCGUGGACAGAGCUAGAAACAGCAUUAACCAGCUGCAGCCAUUUAAUGAUAAUUCGGCGCACCGGUUUUUGGCUCCGCCCACACCCUGAGUUAGACCAAUAGUCAGCAAGAACAUACAAGCACAAAGAAUAUUGCCCU